AUCCUCGCUGUCCGGUCAGGUGACGCGUCAUCACGGCCGCAUCGCAUAUUCGCAUUCUUCUCAGAGCUGACACGGUUCACACACCGACAUUUUACACCAGACGGAUAUUUACUCGAUACAGAUCCACGCUAUUUGUUAGAAGCACGGAGAAGAGGAGCAGAAUGGGGUCGAGAGAGGUUUUCAUAUUACUGAUGGCCGCGAUAUCGACGAUCGCUGUUGAGGUGCCGUCAGACUCUGGUACGGGACUGCUGGCUGAGCCACAGGUCGCCAUGUUCUGCGGGAAACUCAACAUGCACAUCAACAUUCAGACCGGAAAAUGGGAACCCGAUCCAUCCGGAACCAAGAGCUGCACUGGGACAAAAGAGGGAAUCCUGCAGUACUGCCAGGAGGUGUAUCCAGAGCUUCAGAUCACAAACGUUGUGGAGGCCAAUCAGCCCGUCAGUAUCUGGGACUGGUGUAAGAAGGGCCGUAAGCAGUGCCGCAGUCACAUGCACAUCGUGGUGCCGUACCGCUGCCUGGUCGGUGAGUUUGUGAGCGACGCUCUGCUGGUUCCUGAUAAGUGUAAAUUCCUGCACCAGGAGCGCAUGGACAUGUGCGAGAGCCACCUGCACUGGCACACAGUCGCCAAAGAGUCUUGCGGCGACCGCAGCAUGAAUCUCCAUGACUAUGGGAUGCUGUUGCCAUGCGGUAUUGACCGUUUCCGUGGCGUCGAGUUUGUUUGCUGCCCUGCAGAAGCGGAGAAAGAGUCAGAUAGCGCAGCCGUGGAGGAGGAUGAUUCAGACGUGUGGUGGGGAGGAGCAGAGACCGACUACAACGAGAACAGCAUGACGCGAGACGCAGGAUCCGAACCCACUGUGGUGGAGAACGAUGAGGAUCCAGACGACGAGGAAGAGGAGGAGGUUCUGGACGACGACCAGGACGGAGACGGAGACGAGGAUGAGAAAGAGGUCGAGGACGACGAGAUUGUGGACGAGCGCCAUGACAGCAGCCAGAGCACCAGCGUUGCCAUGACGACCACCACCACCACUGAGUCAGUAGAGGAGGUGGUGAGAGAGGUGUGUUUUGCGAGUGCAGAGACGGGCCCCUGUAGGGCCAUGUUGCCCCGCUGGUAUUAUGUGCGUGAGGAGGGCCGCUGUGCUCCCUUCAUCUACGGAGGCUGCGGAGGAAACCGCAAUAACUUUGAGUCGGAGGAGUACUGUCUGUCUGUCUGCAGCAGCGUGUUGCCGACUCCGUCCUCUAGCCCUCCGGACGCAGUGGACCGAUACCUGGAGACGCCAGCAGACGAGAACGAACACACACACUUCCUAAAGGCCAAAGAAAGCCUGGAGGCCAAACACCGCGAGCGCAUGUCUCAGGUGAUGAGGGAAUGGGAAGAGGCCGAGAGACAGGCGAAGAGCUUACCCCACAAUGACAAAAAGGCCGUGAUCCAGCACUUCCAGGAGAAGGUGGAAGCUCUGGAGCAGGAGGCGGCCAGCGAGCGGCAGCAGCUGGUGGAGACACACAUGGCUCGUGUGGAGGCACUGCUGAACGACCGUCGGCGCCUUGCUCUGGAGAGCUACCUGUCUGCCCUGCAGGCCGACCCACCCCGGCCGCGGCACGUGUUUAGCCUGCUGAAGAAGUACGUUCGCUCCGAGCAGAAGGACCGUCAGCACACACUCAAACACUUUGAACACGUGCGCAUGGUCGAUCCCAAGAAAGCUGCUCAGAUCCGGCCUCAGGUGCUGACCCAUUUGCGUGUGAUUGAGGAGAGGAUGAAUCAGUCUCUCGGGCUGCUGUUCAAGGUCCCGGGAGUCGCUGAAGAUAUUCAGGACCAAGUCGAGCUGUUGCAGCGCGAGCAGCAGGAAAUGUCCGCGCAGCUGGCAAACCUGCAGAGUGACGUGCGGGUGAGUUACGGUAACGAUGCCCUGAUGCCCGACAGCACCGCCAGCCUGGACCUGCUGCCUGCUGAAGACACGCAGGGAUUCGGCUUCAUCCACCCCGAGAGCUUCAACCAGCCCAACACACAGAACCAGGUUGAGCCGGUCGAUGCGCGACCUAUUCCAGACCGAGACCUGCCGACACGACCAGUGUCUGGACUGAAGCCUGACGAUGUUCCUGAGUUGGGGAUGGAAGCUGAAGAAAGACACAUUGAGGUUUACCAUCAGAAACUGGUUUUCUUCGCGGAGGACGUGAGCUCCAAUAAGGGAGCUAUUAUUGGCCUGAUGGUCGGAGGGGUUGUCAUAGCAACCAUCAUCGUCAUCACCCUGGUGAUGCUGAGGAAGAAGCAGUACACGUCCAUCCACCACGGAAUCAUUGAGGUGGACGCUGCUGUGACUCCGGAGGACCGUCACCUGUCUAAGAUGCAGCAGAACGGCUAUGAAAACCCAACAUACAAGUUCUUCGAGCAGAUUCACAACUGAUGGUGUGAUGAUAGCUCACCUCCCCAUACCUCCACCUUAUCUGCAGACGCUGCAGGAGACACCAGCCCAACCUCACCGCUCAUUAACAUCAUGCUUCCUAUUGGCCAGUUUACAUGUCAAUCAAAGAUCACCUCCCGUUGGCUUGACGAAGAUGAACUUUGUCUGUUUCAAAUUGUUGAAGAUGCAGUUUCAAACUGAAUGCACAAAACAUUAAAUUCAGUUUGGAUCAAGGGUUGAAAUUCAAUACAAAUUGAAGGCAUAAUUCAAAUUUAGCUGUAAAUUCACUACAGUUGUUUCAACUAUGAGCUCCCAUUGGCUGGACAAAUGUGAACAGGAGUUUAAUGCUGUUAAGGUCAGUUUCAAGUUCAAGUAUGAAGUUGAUCAUGUCAAAUUCAAUCCACAGUUCUGAAUCCCUAUGAAACUAUGAAAUUCCCAUUGGCUGGACAAAAUUUGUAUUCAAAUUAAAUGCAUAAUUGAGAUUCAAUUCAAAUCACAAAUCAAACUCAUGAUUCACACUUACUUCAAAUGUUGUUUUCAAUUCACUGGUGAUUUUUCAAAACUGAUCUCCCAUUGGCUGGUCGAAAAAGAAUAAUCUUGAGUUUGGUUUCAAACUAAAUGAACAAUUCAAUAUAUUUCAAAUUCAUAUUAAAAAUCAAAGUGAACCCAUAAUUCGAAUUCAAAUCACAAUAUAAAUUGAACAUUUCAAAUUCAAAUUAUAAAUCAAAUAGAAUGCAUAAUUCAAAUUCAGUACAAUUCACAAAUCAAAUGAACACAUAAUUCAAAUGUUUCCUUAAAUCAAACAAUUCUGUUAGGGUCGAUUUCAAGUUCAGUUCAGUUUAAUUGAACAUAUGAAGUUUGAAAAAUUCACCAAAUACACUCCAGAUUUUUUAACUGUGACUUUUGACUAUUGGCUAGAUGACCAUGAACCUAAUAUGAAUGAUGUUGGGUUAAGUUUCAGGUUGUUAAAGAUUCAGUUUCAAAUUGAAUGCAGAAUUCAAAUUCAUAUCACAAAUUAGAUUGAAUACAUAAUUUAAAUUUAGUUUAAAAUUAACUCCAGGUUUUAACUAUGGUCUCACAUUGGCUGGACAUACACAAACCUGAUCAAAUUAAUGCUGUUUAGGUCAGUGUCAAGUUAAAUUUAGUCUAAAUUUAGCAGAUAAAACUCAAUGCACAGAAAUUCUGAAUUCCCUAUGACUAAAUUCAACUAUGAGCUCACAUUGUCUGGAUAAACACGAACUUGAAUUUAAUACAGUUUAAAUUGAAAACAUAAACUUAAAUUCUGUUUUAUUUAAAUGCACAUUCCUGAAUUCACUCCAGAUUUUUUACUUUUGAAAUCGGUUUCACUUCUGGUUCCCCUGAAUCUGAUCUGUAAACUGGCUAUAUUCCUCUAUUACAGAGCCAUUGCUUCAGGUUCUGGUUUAGGCUGAACCGGUUCUGUGAUCAGGGCUGGUGAGUUACGGUCGUGUCGCUGCAGCGUCUGCUCUCACACUACUAACCUAGUGAAACACUGGGAUAUCUGAGGGGUGUACGUCCGAGACUUCAUCCCGUCAGACUUAUCUCCUCCCUUCCUCUUCAUUACACACUGACUGCAGCUGUGCUGUGUUUGGUGACGCAUUAAACCGGUCAGAGAUUAUUCUAGUAAUCAGUGUCCUUCUGAAUGAGAUCUUCAAAUUCUUUGAUUGUUUCUGGGUUGUUUUUCAAAAAACAUAAUUAUAAUAAAAAUAAUUGUAAAAAAAAAAAAAAAUUAUUUGCCUUUUUUUUCAAUAUUGAAGUAAUGCAACAAAAAAAGACUAGUCGUAACUAUGUACUGCAUGAUUGAAAAAAAAAUGAUAUUUGGAUCUUGGUCUUUUCUCACAUUUUAGCUGGGUUAAACAGUAACUUGUGAAAAUAUGAUUUGAGUUGCACAAAAAAAUGACUUGGCUUUUGCUUUAAAAGAAUUAAAACUAGAUUCAAUUCUUUUAUUUCAAUAUCUUCUUGUUUGUUUUUUAUCAGACUGAGAUCCAGCGGUGGCUGUUGAUGUACAUUUACUGUCUUUAAUGUUUUCGUCCUAUGCAUUUCAGAGAUUUAUUCACUCCUUCUUUAUAUUUAAUUUUGAUUCUCCAUUGAACUUGUGGUUGUAUGUGUUUUUUAAAGCGGUAGUUCGGGGCGGGCGGGUGGGUUUUCCGGGUCGUUCUCUGUCUGUAUGUUUCCAAUCAGUCCGUUUUAUGUUCUUAGGUCACUCCAGAAGUAGAAAGUGUUUUUCUCCACGUCUUCUCUCAUGUUACUCUGCAGUAGCAGCGCUGACGCUUGUUUUGUCUCAGUUUUCGCUCCGCUGCGGUGCUGAUCUGCAGAAACACAUGCAGUGAUGCUGCACUGGAGCCUCUGAGAGAUUUAUCUCACUGCAAAAUCAAAAGAAAAAUGUUUUUGAUAGGCAAUAAGAUUUUUAUUUUUUUUUGCAUUGCAUAAUUUUUCAUCAUUAAUGUAAUGCAAAUACUAAUUAUUUAAACUGUGCAAUUGUAACCAUUUAUCACAAUCGUAUUUGUAAUGAAUUCAUUUAAACCUUUUUUCAUUGAUUGCGACAUUACAGUAAUGGGAAUUUGGGGUAUUUUGGAUUAAAUGUGUUUAAUUUACAUAUAAAUAAUGUGACCGUGCAAAAAAUAUAGACUCUAAAGAAUAGGCUUCCUUUUUUAUUCAAAAUAAUGUUUUUUUCUUUAGAUUUUGGGGUGAAAUAUGAGUUGGAGGAUAUUUUUUAUGUGUUGAUGCAUCGAGCGUCAUGUCCGUCUCCUCUCUGUCUCUCACGUGUGUUUCUGUUGUAGUCGAUUUAGAAAGUGUCUCAUGACUGAACAUGAGGCUGGUUCCCAGAUUAUGAGUUGAAACUGACGGUUAUUAUCAUGUGACCUCCAGUAUUUGAAAAGACUUUGAUUUACAGUCGAUCACGCUGUAAAUGGUUCAUAAUCAAUCCAUCUGAUGAAUGUCAAUCAGUUGUUUACAAAAUCUUCCUUCCUUCACGGAAGUCAUCCGUGGCCGUUUUCAGAUCAGUGAGGGAUCAUGGGUAAUGCUCAGUUUGUACUGCUGUGGUUGGAUCAGAUCUGAGGUUGUAAGAGAUGCUGAGUGUAGUGAUGAUAGUGAUGAGAUUCUUUCAGUGGCAUUUUUUCUGUCUAUCAUUUGCUUUGACUGGAAAUCAACUGCGCCUUCUGCACUGUAUUCCAUUAAUAAAGUUUUUGAAUGUACAUACAAA
Carassius auratus (goldfish) is the source of this 5616-nucleotide messenger RNA. It is a transcript of the gene appa, whose product is annotated as amyloid beta (A4) precursor protein a. Gene Ontology annotation, biological process: central nervous system development; axonogenesis. The record is from RefSeq and is a predicted model, not a curated record. The transcript is spliced from 17 exons. NCBI's taxonomy places the organism in Eukaryota, Metazoa, Chordata, Actinopteri, Cypriniformes, Cyprinidae. Gene Ontology annotation, cellular component: early endosome; cell surface; Golgi apparatus. Bases 162 to 2399 code for a protein of 745 amino acids. Gene Ontology annotation, molecular function: signaling receptor binding; signaling receptor activator activity; transition metal ion binding.